Papaver somniferum (opium poppy) is the source of this 1242-nucleotide messenger RNA. RefSeq names its product aspartic proteinase nepenthesin-2-like. The coding region runs from base 1 to 1242 and encodes 413 amino acids. The record is from RefSeq and is a predicted model, not a curated record. Gene Ontology annotation, cellular component: extracellular region. The transcript has 2 exons. NCBI's taxonomy places the organism in Eukaryota, Viridiplantae, Streptophyta, Magnoliopsida, Ranunculales, Papaveraceae.
AUGAUUCAUAUAGACUGCAAAGAAUCAUCUUUAUAUCCAGGUGAGCAUUUAACAAGAGAAGAAAGGCUUCAUAGACUCGUUCAACACUCUAAAGCUCGUGCACGUUAUAUGGAGUCACAUAUAUUAUUCCAAAUCAAUGCAACACGGUCCAUAAACCCCGACGUUGCACAUUUUCAUGUUGUUCUCGAACCAUCUAUGUAUUAUGUUGCACAGAUUCGUAUAGGUUCUUUUCAAGGUCAACAACAACCAUUCCUAAAUUAUUAUUUGAUGGUUGACACGGGUAGUAGUUUUACGUGGCUUCAAUGCGAAGGGGCCACUAAAACAUUCACUCAAGAUACGCCAAUUUAUCCUUGGAAUUCAUCAAUCACAUAUCGUCCUCUUUCUUGUAAUAAGCAUCGUUUCUGCGAGGGUAAGUGCAAUGCUGACGGCCAGUGCACUUAUGUAGAAGAUGAUGCAACUGGAUCAUUUACGUCUAGUAUUGUUGUUAAAGAAAAAUUCACUGUAGGCUCCAAUACUGGUGUCCUUGAAAGUAUUGAUUUAAAAAUGGGUUAUGGGUUUCGCCAACACAAUUUCAAUCAAUUCUUAGGAGAUGCUGGACAAGGUAAAUUUUCCUACUGCUUGGAGACGUAUGACCCGAAUGUUGAGGGAUCGAAUACGUAUUUAAGGUUUGGUGCAGAUACAACAAUCGGAGGCGGAGAUCAAGAAGUACACACAACACCCAUUGUUGUGAAUAAUUUUUUGACACGGGUAUAUUACUUAAAUCUAGAAGAUAUUAGUGUAGGUAAUAAAAGAGUAGGAUUUUCUAAGGGGACUUUCGAGAUUAACAAACAAGGGGGAGGCGGUACUUCCAUUGAUUCUGGUACUAUAAUAUCCGUUAUGUAUAAAGAUCAUUUCGAUAAAGUUGCAGAUUUGGUGAAGGCACAUUUUCACGAGCUCGACGUUAAAUAUAUUGGUUCCCGACAAGAUUUUGGUCUGUGCUUCCAAAUACCAGAAGCAUUUACUAUUGUCGGAUUUCCUUUCAUGACACUUCACUUUCAACAUGCCGACUACAUUAUUCCUCAUUACAAAGCUAAUUUCGUGAUGAUAUCUAAUGGAAUUUAUUGUUUAGGCAUCAUCGGUGGAGAUACUAAUUGGGUAGCUUUUGCUUUAGGAGCGAUGCAACAAGCUAAUAAACGAAUUUUGUAUAAUAUUAAGGAUCAGUCGCUCUCAUUCGCCAUAGAGGAUUGCAAAUCAGGUUCAUGA